AUGUCUGAUUUCUCCUUUCUCUCAUCUGAUUCUGAAUCUGAAGAAUCUCAAAUUCAGCCAAGAAAAUCAGUGAGACUUGAGAAUCUGGAUUCAGUUCGAGAAUAUCAUGGCCGACAAAUGCUCGAAAUGUCAACUUUAUCGAUUGAUUCGAGAGCAGAUGGCAGCAGGAAAAUCGAUUUUCAUUUUCCCAAAACACAAGACGAGUUGGAGAUUGUGAGUUUUGAAAUUUUCUACGGGGUGAAAAUUUGCCACGUGGCACAAUCAAAAAUGUUUAAUUUUUUUGCAGACCACCUUCAAAAUCGCCGCAAAUUCCUCCCUCAAACGAAAACUGAAUUUCAUCAAUCCAGAAUGGUUUUCAAUGUCAGAUUGUCUUCGAACAAUUCAAGAAAUCGACCAAAUUUGGUUGAUUCAAAGAAAACGAAUACUUUUAAAUGUCAAAAACAACAAUUAUUUGACAUUUUUGCCAUAUUUCUAUGCUGCUAAUUAUUUAAUUAUUAAUUAUGAUAAUAAUGAUUGUGAGGAGGAAACAAUGAAAUUAUCAAAGAUUUUGGAUGAAAUGCCAAAUUUGGAAAACUUGGUUUUGAAUGGGGCAAAAACUGAAUGUGACGAUGAAGAUUUGAAAAGAUUUUCGAAAAUGGCAAGAAAUGUUCGAAGUUUUUCAUUGGAUUUGAGCGAAAAUUCGACUGUUUCACAUAAAGGAUUGGUCUCUUUCAUAGAGGUUUGUUAAUUUUUCCGCGCAGCCGCUGACGCGCAACCUCGCCCCACUCAAGACCUAAUCAAUAUUCAUAUUUUUGCAGUCAACUAACUUCGGCGAUUCUGCUCGUGUUCAUAUUUUUGGCUUUCCAACAACCAAAAAAUCAAUGAUUUCUGCUUUUCUCGAUGCAAAAAAUAUCGAAAACUUUGUUUUUGUCAAAAAAGAAGUGAGAAUUCAAAGAAGGGAUGGAUAUUUUGUAACUCUUCAAUUUGAUGAUAUUGUACGAAAUUUGUGA
Molecule: messenger RNA, 989 nt
Organism: Caenorhabditis angaria
Lineage: Eukaryota; Metazoa; Nematoda; Chromadorea; Rhabditida; Rhabditidae
Source: the annotation of a GenBank genome assembly